Canariomyces notabilis is the source of this 3774-nucleotide messenger RNA. RefSeq lists its product as uncharacterized. The record is from RefSeq and is a predicted model, not a curated record. The transcript has 4 exons. Gene Ontology annotation, molecular function: nucleotidyltransferase activity. The coding region runs from base 1 to 3774 and encodes 1257 amino acids. NCBI's taxonomy places the organism in Eukaryota, Fungi, Ascomycota, Sordariomycetes, Sordariales, Chaetomiaceae. Gene Ontology annotation, biological process: RNA 3'-end processing.
AUGGACGGUCAGCCUGCAACGGCUGAAUCCAAGCAUCAUUACCAAUCCCACCCUUGGGCAGGCGCUCCUGCUAGCUCUACCACUCCAAGGGGCAAGCCAGCCUCGCUACCCGAGGCUUCGCCAAAUUACUUCACCCCGCAGCUGGAGCUGCUCCCUAUCCUCUUCCCCCAACAGAUCUACCAGGACAAGCUUCUGCAGUACAACAAGCUCGUCUCGGCCGGGCGGGGUGGUGGUGGUGGUGGAUUGCAAAGUCCAGCAGCUCCCCCUACGCAUUCCUCGCCUCAGACGAAAUCCUCCGGUAGGUCGAGGUCAUCUUCCAAGGUGUCGAACAAGGACAACAUUCAGACGAAGCCUGGUACGCAAAGCUGUCAUGGGAACAGAGCGGCAAAGCCUUCAGACAUCGCCGAACGCGCGCAUAUAAAACCGGGGAAAGAACCGUCAUCCAAGAUGUCGGGCAAGAAGGCAAACGAGCAAACGGCCGUCAACGGUACGCCCACGAGGUUACCGCCAUCAUCCAACCAAAAUGCGCCACACCAUUCUACUCAGUCGAGCUCUGUGCCGUCGACCCCUCAUCAGCACGCCCGGAAGUUUUCUUUCGAGUCCAGAGAGCCGUCACCAGGCGCCACGCAGAAUCACUCCCCGCGUUCUGCCUACUCCGAGACAAAUGGUAGUGUUCCCUCUCUCCGCCCGCUUCCUCCCAGACUUGGAGGCUGCCGCUUCGAGACUGCGGUUCCCCAUUCUCGACGCCGAAUGCCAUACAGCCUUGGGACAGACAGGCUAGAAAAAGUGGAAUCAGAAAAAAUCAAGAGCAAGUUGUCGGAAGAAGAAGAGAGGAAGCUUGAAGCGGAUAUGCGGAAGUUAUACGACGGGUUAUUACCGACAGAAGCCAUCGAGGCAAACCGACGGAGGCUAGUCAACAAGUUGGAAAAGUUAUUCAACGAUGAGUGGCCUGGGCAUGAUAUUCGGGUUCAUCUCUUUGGUUCUUCCGGCAACUUAUUAUGUUCUGAUGAUUCGGAUGUGGAUAUUUGUAUCACGACGCCCUGGAAGGAGUUGGAGAGUGUCUGCUUGAUUGCUGACCUUCUUCACAGACAUGGAAUGGAAAGGGUGGUUUGCGUCUCGUCCGCAAAGGUGCCCAUCGUCAAGAUUUGGGACCCGGAGCUGCAGCUUGCUUGCGACAUGAAUGUCAACAACACGUUGGCAUUAGAAAAUACUCGGAUGGUGCGGACUUAUGUUAGUAUUGACGAGCGAGUGCGUCCCCUUGCCAUGAUCGUGAAGUACUGGACACGGAGGAGAAUUGUCAAUGAUGCAGCCUUUGGUGGAACGCUGAGUUCUUACACCUGGAUCUGCAUGAUCAUUGCAUUCUUGCAACUACGGGAACCUCCAGUGCUUCCCGCUCUACACCAGCGGCAUAAUCUUAAGCAGCCAAAGAAAGACGGUACACUCAGUGAAUUUGCUGAUGACAUUCCGAAGCUACGUGGUUUCGGCGCAAAGAACAAGGACAGUCUCGCAGCCCUCCUCUUCCAGUUUUUCCGCUUCUACGCCCACGAGUUCGACUAUGACAAGUACGCAUUAUCAAUACGCCUCGGGAGGCUGCUUACCAAGACGGAGAAGAAAUGGCACAUUGGUUCGAAUAACAUGCUCUGCAUCGAAGAGCCAUUCAACACGAUGCGUAACCUCGGGAACACCGCUGACGACACAUCAUUUCGCGGACUCCAUAUGGAGCUGAGGAGGGCUUUUGACUUGAUCGCAGAGGGAAAGUUUGAGGAGUGCUGUGAGCAGUACGUGUUCCCAAAAGAGGAGGAGAGGAUAUGGCAGAAGCCGGCAGCCGUCCCAAGGCCAAUCCUGCUGAGGAGUUCUUCACACCAGAAUGGGGGUCGUGGUGGGCGCGCAGGGUUCCGAGGACCCCGCCAGUUCCACCGGAACGGGAAUGCGAGCCGUCGCGCAUCGUCUAGCGUCCCGUACGAGACAAACCCGGCGUUUGCGCAGGCUGGAAUGCCUACCACUCUAAGUCCGGGGGAUGUCUUGUGGUACCAGAAUCUUCUGCCUCAAGAACUGAUCGCUGUAGCCGCACAGGACCAGAGCAUUCGGUUUCAGCUGUACGCUCCGCAGUUCAGCCAGCAUCCAGCGCUUGCACAUGCUCAACGGAUACAGACCGGAUCGGCAACCGACAGGUCUCGGACCAACUCGUUUGACAACCCGCCGCUAUCGGCUCCCAUAAGGCCGGAGUUGAUGUACGGUUUUGGUUUCCCGAUCCAGCAAAGCCCGUAUUUCCCCCCCGGGUUUACCACUUACCCUUCAUCUCCAGCAUCAGUGUCGGCGGGUGCUAGUGGGCAACCCGAGUUCCGUAGGAGCCUUCAUCGAAAUGCCGCGGCGAGUGACUCUGCGGUCUCAUCAGGCAGCGGUACGCUUAGGUCGCAAUCGCAGCCCGCCUCAAGAACCUCGAUGUCAACCUCGCAAUCGUCGGUUAGCCACUCAACGUCCAGUCAGGGUCAAAACGGGACGGUUCCCUUGCAGUCACGGCACAUCAAUGGGAUGCCUAUCCCCAGCUUUAUCCCCGACGAGGCAACCGAUGGCGAGUACGAUGAUGGGUCAUCAAAGGUUCUAUCGGACUCGCCACCGCCUGAAGACGAUGGGCCUCGCUACAUAGGGUACUAUGUAAACGACCAAACAAACCCUAGCCGGCAAGCGAAUGGCCUUCCAAACGCUAGUCUAGCCUUUGGCGACCUCAGCCUCAGAACUGAGGGCCGCCGGCGGCUGUCAACCGAUCAGCUUCCUCAGUCUGUCCUUGAUCGAAGGAUGAGGAGGACGUCGCGGUCCCCAUCGCCCAUGGGACAUGCUAGGGCGUUCUCGGUCGGGGUUAAUUCUGCACCGCUGCCAUCUGCUCCUUUCCCUCAGGCCAACGGGAACUCAUCUUCGAAGCCUCUCGUGGUUAAUGGGACAGUCUCUAAAUCGAGCUCGACUCCGGGAUGCAGUCGCGUGCCCCCGGCUGCAGAGGCCCCGGCACUGGACGAGGUGCACCAUGACAACCCGUUGCACAUCCAUCAGGGAUUGAGUCCCAGCAGUUCGUGGUCAGACCAUCACUUUCCCAAUCCGUCCAGCGGUGCGGAACCAGCCGCCCCCGCGGCUUUGGAUCGGCCGGUCAUUGUGAAUGGAUCAUCGACGAACCGCUCCCCGUCCGGGAUGUCGAAUAUGUUUGAGGCGUCAUUCCAGCAGCGCGUAGCGAUGGGGGCCGGGUUUCACUUCCCGUACUCGGCAGUCCUGGGCGAUCCCAGCGCUAUGACUGGGCUCUCCCGACUUCAUACCCGUCAGUUAGCCCCCCUGGACCUUGCUACUGGGGAUUAUGCAGUCCACCAAGACAUGCCGCAUCUCUCUCCGGUCUAUGAGAACCGCACGCCGUCCCCCACAAUGGUCCGGAAAAUUGAAUCGCCCACCGGUGGCCAGUCACCAACGAGGCUUGGUUCGACCAAAGACUAUCGUACGGAUCCUUCAAAAGCAGUGCAGAAGUCAGGGGGCAUUAAGCCGCCCCCGACGGGGCCGUCGGUAAGACAACACGAUGCCAUAAGCCGGUCCCCUGUUCAGGACCAGAGAAUCAACGGUCUCAUCAGGGAAAACGGGCAUGUCCGUGCUGCCAAGAGCCAGACGGAGAGUUUCAGCAGCGGAUGGCAAAAAUCAAAGCCACGCAAGAAGGGUGUCGCCGACUUGAAGCAUGCCUCCAACGGUUUCUCCCAGAGCGAGCAGUUGCCCAAGAACGAGGCUGACCGCAAGGGAGGUUGA